This is a messenger RNA of Nicotiana tabacum (common tobacco), 1010 nucleotides long. Its product is annotated as pathogenesis-related genes transcriptional activator PTI6-like. Lineage: Eukaryota; Viridiplantae; Streptophyta; Magnoliopsida; Solanales; Solanaceae. Gene Ontology annotation, molecular function: DNA binding; DNA-binding transcription factor activity. Gene Ontology annotation, biological process: regulation of DNA-templated transcription; ethylene-activated signaling pathway. The record is from RefSeq and is a predicted model, not a curated record.
UCGACUCAUCAGCACCACCUUAUCCAUGUCAAACAUUAACUACUUGGAAUUUCAGGACAAUAGAUUCUCUCAAGAAUCUAAAGCCGUACAAGAUUCUCAACUUCAAGAGAAUAAAAAAUGUAGCAUCACCCACAAAUUGACACAAGACCAAGAGUUUUACAUUAUGGUGUCAGCUCUCCGGCAUGUGAUCUGCGGCGCCGAUGGAAAGACCGACGGCGAAGCAGCUCAGCUUAUAAGGGAAGUUGAAAAUGCAAGUGCAGCCACGUCAGCUUCCAUAUUGCCACGUAGGAGCAUUGUGGAGCCAACUGUGUCAGCUGCCACUUAUCUAGCUUGUCACAUUGGGAGUAGCACUACUACUUCUUUUCACGUAAAGCGAGAGAAUUUGGAGUUGCAGAAGGGAAGGAGAAGAAGGAGAAAUACGAAGAAGGAAUACAGAGGAGUGAGACAAAGGCCGUGGGGAAAAUGGGCAGCAGAAAUUAGAGACCCACAUAAAGCGCAACGAGUUUGGCUUGGUACUUUUAUUACUGCUGAAGAAGCUGCUAGAGCUUAUGACAAGAAGGCUAUAGAAUUUAGAGGAGAAAAGGCCAAGACCAACUUCCCAAUUUCAGAAUAUGCCGCCGCUGCUACUACAGUUACUGAUCAUAAUAAUAAGUUGCCAAUGGUAGUGGAAGAAUUACAAGUCCAAAAGGGGGUGAAUAAUGGAAUAGUGGCAGGUGAUGAUAAUGGUGAAAGCAAUGUGCAAACUGGUGAUGAUUUUUGGGAUACGUUGGAAGAUGAUGGACUUGUCAAGUGGAUAACCAAAGAUAUGUCGCUCUGAUCUUUCUAUUAAGUUUAUUGGUUUGUCCGCACUUUCUUUUCCUUGUUUCUCUUUUUUAAGUCUCUCUUUUUACCGCUUUUCAGCUUUUUGGGACUUGGAGUAGUAGGAAAAUUAUGUUGUUGGCUGGGUAUGUAUUGUAUUUAUAACUAGUAGUACUACUAGUAAAGUUGCAAUUAUUUCAAAAAAAAUUUAU